Molecule: messenger RNA, 2589 nt
Organism: Ostrea edulis (European flat oyster)
Lineage: Eukaryota; Metazoa; Mollusca; Bivalvia; Ostreida; Ostreidae
Product: eEF1A lysine and N-terminal methyltransferase-like
Exons: 13
Coding region: 103-1767 (554 amino acids)
Source: RefSeq, a predicted model, not a curated record
AUUAAAGUGUACAAUCGACACUGAUUUGCAAAGCGAGUACACGCCAAGUCUGAAGUCAAUCAUAUUGAAGAUUAAAGUUUUCUAAAUGUUUGAUUCAUCAAAAUGAAUCUGCUUCCUCAAACUCACAAGGAUUUCCAGUCGGCUGAGUACUGGGAAAACUUCUUUAAGAAGCGAGGAACAAAAGCCUUUGAAUGGUAUGGAGAAUAUCCAGAGCUGUGCACAGUUCUACAUAAAUAUGUGAAAACAGCAGACAAAAUCCUGGUCAUUGGUUGUGGGAAUUCAGUUCUGAGUGAGAAUCUGUAUGAUGUUGGUCACCAUAACAUCACAAACAUUGAUAUCAGCGAUGUUGUGGUCCGACAGAUGACAGACAGAAACAGGGAGCAGAGACCAGACAUGAAAUUCCUCAAAAUGGAUGCACUUAAUAUGGACUUUGAAGACUCAGCGUUCAGCGUGGUCCUGGACAAGGGAACAUUAGACGCCUUGAUGGUUGAUGAUUCUGAUGCUGUGAUUAAAGACAUUGACAAGUUGUUCACUGAAAUAGGGAGAGUACUGAAGUUUGGGGGUCGAUACAUUUGCAUAUCUCUGAUGCAAGACCAUAUUUUAAACAAAGUUCUACAGUAUUUUCCUGAUGUGGGAUGGCCUGUGAGGAUUCACAAGAUAGAAACAGAGAACUCCGAAAACACAGAAAAGGAUUUCCACCUACCAGUCUUUGCCACUGUGUUCACCAAAUUCAAGAAAAUGGCAAAUAUGAAAUCAAUACUGGAAAUAAGCAGCCUGGAAGAUAAGAUAACAAGACACGAGUCUGUCGACGACGUAAAGACUCUGAUUAAGGAGGUUCAGUACUAUGGAAUGAUCAGGCAAAAACUCAGCAAAAGAAACCUGUACGGAGAACAAGUGUCCUUGACCCUGUUUACAAACUCCUCCUCCGAGCCCCGUUACACCCUCCAUAUCGUGGAUGUCAUUGAGACAGGCCUCAGGAAAUUUGCCAUCUUUAUUGUACCACAAGGGAGGGAAACUGACUGGUUGUUUGGUUCAGAAGAAGGAAGAUCCCACUUGGCUAAGAAUGCCGGCUUUGAGAGACUGGUGGUGGUCUGUCUCAAUAGGCACCACUCCUACGCUGACAUGGACAGUGUAAAAGGAGAGCUGUCUUCUAAAGUUAUAGAACUGGCACCACCAGGAUUCAGAGAUGGAGUUCAGAUUCCCUUCCUGUCCCUGGGGGAUGACAUUGGAAGUCGGACGGUGGUCUGUGAAGGUCACAGUGAAAUGAGCGGGAAUUAUGUGGUGGAAGAUGUAAUGGCUGACGGAGGACAAUUGUUCAGGCGACUUAUCUUCAUUUCCUGUCCAAAUGUUAUCCAAUCAGAGGCCAGACUGAAGCAAGAACCAAAAAAAAAAGUAAAAGGGAAGAAGAAACAUGUCAUUGACCACAGCUAUCUUGCCAGCCAUUACUAUGUUGCUAUGGUGACGGGAUUAGGAUUUCUGAAAUCUGCUGUGAAGAGAGAUGAGAAAUUGAGCUGUGUAUUGAUUGGACUUGGGGGAGGGGGAUUACCAAACUUCCUUCAUCAUCACAUACCACAGAUUGAAAUCGACAGUGUAGACAUUGACCCUGCGGUUGUAGAGCUGGCCAAGAAGUGGUUUGGAUAUCAGGAGGAUCAGAGACAACGAGCCCAUGUGGCUGACGGGAUGAAGUUUGUACAAGAUGCUGUGAAAGAGGGUUAUCGAAAUAUGAACAACAGAUAUUCAGAUUCACUGGCACGAGUAAUAGGAUAAUGCACUCGUGAAUGUGAAGGUAAGGAUUUGUGUUUAAGAAAAUUUGACCUGAACAUUAAAACACAGCGUCAAAUAUCUGUUUUUGUUGUCUUAGUUGCAAAGGCUCGGUCAAAUAUAAAAAAAAAUUAAGAAUUAAGAUAAGUAAAAGUGAGGCAUUAGCAAGUAGAAAUUCUUCACGAGUUCAAAUGACUACAGGUACUGCAUUGAAUGGAGGAUUAUCCUGCUUUAUAAUUUUCUUUGUUUGGUUUUGACUGCACUCUCUGUCAGAAAACAUUAAUAUCCAAUGUAUGCUACAUAGCUGGAAAUGAAUGUUGAAGUAGUUUAUACUACAAUGCUACAUUUUUAUGCACUGUCAACUUUUUCAGCAUCCAAUUUUGUAAGAAAUUCCAGGAAACACCUACAGAGAAAUUUCCUCAUAAUUGAAAUUCAUUAUAUUUAUUUAAAGAAGUUCCUUAUAUCUAAAUAUAGAUGGACACAAACAUAUUCCAUAUUUUUUAUUUCAAAAACAUACAAUAUAUGGCACAUGUAUGAUAUUUGGGAACAAUUUUCUUGUGUAUGUAUAUUUAAAGCUUUAUCAUAGACAGAAAUAUGUGAUAGGUUUACGAUAAUUGGUAUUUUGACUGAGGUUAUAAUAUGUGAAUUUAAUUUCAUUAUAAAUCAUAGAUACCAUAUCAUUAAAAACCUAGAAUUUCUUCCAAGUCUUGUAACAAUUUUUUUCUUAAACAGUUUUGUAAAGACGGUGACAGGGGAUUUACAAAAUAUCAUAAUUGAGAUUUCUUUAAUCUAGUUUCAUUAUAAAUGAGUUUGACUGUACAUUAAGAA